AAGCCCACUACCAUAGAACGAGGAGGCCCAGCCCACCACACGACACACAGUCGCUUCCCUUGCGCCUGCUUUCUCCUCCUCCUGCUCCUACUCCUCGCGCCGCCGCCGCUGCUCCGAUCCCUCCGUCCGGCAGCCAGAUGCAGAAGUUCAAGACCUUGGCCAAGGCCUUGACCGGCAAGACCGUCACCGCCGGGAGGAACUCUUCUGGGCGAAUCACUUCUUUUCACCGAGGGGGUGGAUCCAAGCGAUCGCUUAGGGACAUUGACCUCAAAAGGAACACUUGCUCGGUUGGCAUUGUGGAAAGGAUUGAGUAUGACCCUAACCGUUCUUCUCGGAUCGCUCUUCUCCGAUGGAUCGAAGGGGUACCACAGAAGGAUCCAGCAUACAAGGCCAAGCGUGCACCUGUCAAUUACAUAAUAGCCAGCCAUCAAAUGGAACCGGGCAGCAUGGUGGUGAACAGCGACUCCUCCAAACCCUCCACGACCGGCUCCUUGAUGCGGCCUGCCCACAAUGCCAAUUCCAUCCUUCGGUUCCAAGAGCUGUUCCGCAAAGCCAGCCAAGAAGGCGAAGAGGGCACUGAUGAUCAAGCAAAGGAUGCGGCGGUUCCUGCAGCAGCACCGCUCAUGCCAGCCGAUCUACUGGACCUCAAUUCCAAGGUGGGAAACUGCAUGCCGUUGUCCGACAUCCGCAUGGGAACAUGGGUGCACAGCAUCGAACUGCGUCAUGGCCAGGGGGCGAAGCUCGUCCGGGCCGCUGGAGCCUACGCCAAGGUGGUCAAGGAGUCGGCCACGCAGUGCCUUGUGCGGCUGCCGUCGGGCGUCGAGAAGCUGAUCGACUCCCGGUGCCGAGCCACCAUCGGCAUCGUCUCCAACCCCACCCAUGGUGCACGGAAGCUGAGGAAGGCGGGGCACAGCCGGUGGCUGGGCAGGCGCCCGGUUGUCCGUGGUGUCGCGAUGAACCCGGUGGAUCAUCCCCAUGGAGGAGGCGAGGGGCGCACCAAGGGCGGCAGGCCGUCGGUGUCGCCCUGGGGGAAGCCCACCAAGGCUGGGUAUCGGACCGUGCCGAAGAAGCCAAAGGCUCAGCUGUCCCGGGACUGACGGUCUUCAUGGAAGCAGCUUGUUGCUCCGAGGGAAAGGUACCGCAUCUUUAUGUGGCUAUGGAUGACAAAGCUGAGGAUUAUCAUGCUUGUUUUUUUGUUUUGCAAAAACGGUUUCCGCCGCAGCACUUUGACUUUAUUAUUAUGUAUUAAUAAUAACAGGUGAUGUUUGGACC
Molecule: messenger RNA, 1272 nt
Organism: Aegilops tauschii subsp. strangulata
Lineage: Eukaryota; Viridiplantae; Streptophyta; Magnoliopsida; Poales; Poaceae
Product: large ribosomal subunit protein uL2m
Biological process (GO): mitochondrial translation
Cellular component (GO): ribosome; mitochondrial large ribosomal subunit
Molecular function (GO): transferase activity; RNA binding; structural constituent of ribosome
Source: RefSeq, a predicted model, not a curated record